This is a messenger RNA of Closterium sp. Naga37s-1, 2025 nucleotides long. Lineage: Eukaryota; Viridiplantae; Streptophyta; Zygnematophyceae; Desmidiales; Closteriaceae. The record is from the annotation of a GenBank genome assembly.
AUGCCCCUUCCCCAUUUCUCGGCUCUCUCCCCGCGCGUAUCCCGCUCUUCCGUUUCCGCCGCCUUCUCUUGCGCGGCGCAGCGCCUCUCCGCCAGUGGAACCCCCCGCGCGACACCCCUUUCCGCUUCCACCUCACGCGCCCUUCUAGCUCCCCCUGCCGCGCAUCCGCGUGUUGAUUCCGCAACCACCGUUCUUCCGCCGAGCUUUCCGCUCGACCGCUGCGGAUAUUCUUUCCGCAAAUCCCGCGCGAUCACCGGCAAUUCCGCAAAGCUUGCGAGCGGGAUACUCAUUCCUACCUGUAACGCGUCCGCUUUUUCCGCCAGUGCGCGCGCAGUUUCCGCGAGAGCUCAGAUGGCGUCCGCAGCCGUUGGCGACGCGGGAAGCGUGCCGGAGAUUAAAGGACGCGUGGAGGCGAACGGCAUGGCGGUGCUGACGAUGGAUCGCCCCAAGGCGCUCAACGCCAUGAAUCUAGGCAUGGACCGAGCGUACAAGGCGCUGCUGGACGAGUGGGCGGUCGACCCGCGCGUGAAGGCGGUGGUGGUGGAAGGAUCCACUCCGCGCGCCUUCUCCGCUGGCAUGGACAUCAAGGGGGCGGUGGGAUACAUCAAGGAGGAUAUCAACACGCCCUAUGUGCCUCAGGUAUUCACAGCGGAGUACACGCUCAUCUGCGCCAUAGCGCGCUAUCCCAAGCCCUACAUCGCUCUCAUGGACGGGGUCACCAUGGGCUUUGGCCUCGGCCUCUCCGCCCACGGCCGCUACCGCGUGGUCACUGAGCGAGCCCUGAUGGCCAUGCCAGAGAACGCCAUUGGUCUCUUCCCGGACGUGGGCUUUGCACGCAUUGCUGCUCUCUCGCCCGCCGGCGGUGCUCUGGGUCACACGUACAUGGGCAUGACGGGCGCGCGCAUCAGCACGCCCCACGAUGCCCUACUGGCAGGCCUGGCCACACAUUAUGUGCCCUCCACUGCUCUCCCCACCCUCAAAGAGGAUCUGCUCCAAGCUGACUUGUGCGUGCUGGACGGUGCUGACAGCAGUGCGUCCGCCUCCGCCCCUGCAGACGCCUCCUCUCUGGUAGAGACCAUCCUGUCCCGCCACACACAGCCCACCACAGCAGCAGCAGGGGGGGAAGGCGCGGGGGUGGCGGGGUCCCAGAUAGAGGCGGUGCUGCCGGCCAUAGAGCGCUGCUUCCACCGCUCGCAAUGCCCCUCUGUGCCGCACGUGCUGGCUGCUCUGCGGGCCGAGGAGAAGAGCGCUGACAGCACUGUGUCCCAGUGGGCCAAAGACUCCCUACAGGCCAUGGCAAUAGGAGCGCCCUUCAGCCUUGCCAUCACGCUAAAGCACUUCCAUGCGCUCUCUGCUCGUGCUGCUGAUGCUGCCGCCACGGCGCCCAACCAGGCCGAGGCCGAGAAGCUGCUCCCUAUAGAGGACGUGAUGCGCACAGAGUACCGCAUGGCACUGCGCACAUCUGUCAGACCUGACUUUCUGGAGGGCGUCCGUGCCGUGCUCAUUGACAAGGACAAGUUCUCCCAAGUCGGGCAUGGGAGUGGUGGCCGUGAUGGCGGUGUGAACAUCCGUGGGCCUCCCGAGGCACUGCCUUACAAUGUGCGAGGAUUGAACCACAUCGCCAUUGCUGUCCCCGACCUCUCUGCUGCCUCGGAGUUCUACCGCACCACAUUCGGCGCGCAAGUUUCCGAGCCCCAUGAUCUGCCUGAGCAUGGAGUGCGCGUGGUCAUCGCUCAAGUGAGCAACUGUACAGUGGAGCUCCUGCACCCGCUUGGCGAGAAGAGUCCCAUUGCUAAGUUCCUCGAGAAGAACCCUAGAGGAGGAAUGCACCACCUCUGCUUCACUGUUGACGACAUUGGUGCUGCCUCCAAGCACGUGUCUACGGAGGGUAUUCGUGUUCUCGGAGAUGGCAAGCCCAAGAUUGGUGCUCAUGGAAACCCAGUGCUGUUCCUGGAUCCCCGUGACAACCUAGGUGUGCUGUGCGAGUUCGAGCAGGUUUCUUGUGCUGAGCCGCACAAGGCGUGA